Messenger RNA from Bactrocera neohumeralis, 3733 nucleotides. RefSeq names its product homeobox protein aristaless (gene Vsx2). NCBI's taxonomy places the organism in Eukaryota, Metazoa, Arthropoda, Insecta, Diptera, Tephritidae. Gene Ontology annotation, molecular function: sequence-specific double-stranded DNA binding; DNA-binding transcription factor activity, RNA polymerase II-specific. Gene Ontology annotation, cellular component: nucleus. The coding region runs from base 1912 to 3471 and encodes 519 amino acids. The record is from RefSeq and is a predicted model, not a curated record. The transcript has 8 exons. Gene Ontology annotation, biological process: regulation of transcription by RNA polymerase II.
UUGAUUUUAUUCUAUUUGAUAAUUAUGUAAUAUAAUAUAUAAAAAAUUACUAUAAUUGAAGGUAAUAUUUUGCAAAACCUACUUCCGUAUUUUGGAACACACCUGUAGUUUUGUCUCACUUGGUUUUAUGUGUUUUGCACAAAUCGGUUUUUAAUUUUCUGCCUUCUAUAUUUUUCUGUUGUAAAUAUGUAUGUUCAAAUAUUUUAUAGUUUAAUUUUACUUCGUUUAAAAAAAUGGAUGCCAAGUUUUAUAUAUUCAAACUAUACUAAGAGCUUUCAAAAGGAAAGUCUCUCGUAGGAAACCAUGUGCUGAUAUCAUAAUCUACAGGCUGAAUUAUUUCAUUUUAUUUUAAUUUAACAAUCAUGUUAUGUGGUUGCGAACGAUAAAAUUUACGAAAAAAAUGUAACUGGUGCUACUAAAAUUGUUAAUCAAAGAGAAAUGUCUAACGGAUACUAUUCAAAAUGGCCGCCGCGCACAGUUAAAUAGAACGCGACCUUUCAGUCACUUCGUACGAGUAAAAGAGUGCACACAAAUAUUUUCAGUUAUAAAGAAUUUUUAUACAAAUUGCCUUUAACUAAUUCAAUUCUUCAUUUUUGUUCUGAUUAUUUCCAAUUUGCACACAAAAUACAAAUACAAUAUAGCAAACCAUGCUUAAGUGUUCGGUUAAUUCUGUAGGCUGAGCAAAAAGUAAAUCGCCAGAAUUAGAAACGACGAGAAGACGCCGCAAAAGAAGCAACAGCGAACUGUUUUGUUGAGUGUAUAUGCACGAAGAAUUAAAAUUAACUACUAAAAUACUAGCAAGUGAAAAUAACGUUAAAAUUUAACACAUAAGCGGAUUCAAAUUGAAAUAAAAAUUAACAUACAUACUUACAUACAUACAUUAGUAGCAAAUAUUGAAACCAACUAAACAAAUAGUGUGUUCAAACACAAGCAAUCAGCAAAUUAUUGCAAGGACGACUGCUGACGUACGUUAAAGAAACAAUAUUUUCACCUUUAACCAACCGAAAAGUCUCGCCAAAAAAGAAUAACGAAACAGGAGUAAUUGUAGGAGUAACGACUAGCUCACUACCCAAAGAAGUAAGAAAAUUAUUACUAGCCUACGAAAAGCGCGUUUAAACAAAAGAAAAGUAGGCGGAAAAAGGAAACGAUGCAUGGUAACAAAGCAAAUGCAGAAAGAACGAGUACGCAGUUUUCAUAUACAUACAUAUUUUUUUAUAUUACGCCAGUUUAUUCAUAUAAAUAUUUAAAGAAAAUAUUAACAUUAUAUAUAUAUUUUUAAUUAGCCUACAUGAUAUUGAAAAUAGUUUGUUUUUAUAUAAAUAAUAACGGAAGAUCCCGUUCUAUUGUAAUUAAAAAGGACAAAAUGCAGAAAUAACACAAUAAUAGCUGAUACUUAGUUGUGUUUAAAAAAAGUAAAUAAAGCAAACCACAAGUACUAUAUAUGUAUACGCAAAUGUACACCUAACAACUAACCUGCAAAACUCGUUUUGACUACACUGCUCUUAAAACUGUCACUUCUUUCUUUUGAAUGUGUGCCUAGCUGAUGGUGUUAAAGUAAACAAAGUUAUUUUGUUUUUAAUCUGGCAGCUCUUUAAUUUUCAAUUGGAAAAGAAAGCGGAAACAUUAAUUGGCAAGUCUGUCGCAAGUUUGCUUUAAUCGCGUAUCCUACUUCCGUUCAAGUGCUUAACAAAUUUGUUUAGAAGGAAAAAUUAAAAAAUUUAAUAAAAAGUGUUUUUUUGUGUUAUUUACGUUAAAAAUGUAAUAUAUUUGGAAUAUGUGAAGUGCGUGAUCGUUUUCAGUCGUUUAAGUAAUAUAAAAUGUGAGUUUUUAAUAAAUAAAAGUGAUUCGGUUAAAGUAAUGUUCACGGGCGUGCAUCUUCAAAAUGGUGGCAUUUAGCUGUAAUUGUAAUUGAUGGCGUUGAAUUUAGGCGUAAUAUCGUCAAGAAAUUUGUUGCUAAUACUCAUUGCAAGUAAUUUCGUGCAAGAAAAACAACUUGUGCACGCCUAUUUAACGAAAAUUGUGUCAGAAAUGAGUAGCUGCACCACGCUGUACGGUUUUCCACAAAUUAAAAGCUUUGGCAUACCCGGCGGCUGUUUGGCAGGUCCUCUGUCUAGCAAAGAUUUCACGCUAGAUGGUAUAAAUGGUUUUGGUAGCAAGAAAAAGAAGAAGAAACGUCGACAUAGUCGUACGAUUUUCACUUCUUAUCAAUUGGAAAAACUCGAAGAGGCCUUCAAAGAAGCACACUAUCCCGAUGUGUAUGCUCGGGAAAUGUUAUCGCUAAAAACCGAGUUACCUGAGGAUCGGAUACAGGUUUGGUUUCAAAACCGCCGCGCGAAAUGGCGCAAAACGGAGAAAUGUUGGGGACGCAGCACAAUCAUGGCCGAGUACGGAUUGUAUGGAGCGAUGGUGCGCCAUUCGUUGCCACUGCCGGAGACCAUCAUCAAAUCGGCUAAGGAGAACGAGUCAGUGGCACCGUGGCUACUAGGUAUGGAGACGGAAAGCAUGCAUCGCAAGUCGAUAGAAGCCCAGCAGACAUUCAAAGACGACUCCGGCGUUAGCGAUCACGAAGAUUCGGCUGGUUCGAAAUCUAAUGACGAAGCGCACCGGCUCAGCUCCUCCACCGAGUCGUUAAAUGUAGUUAGUCCGGGACCGACGCACGAGCGCACGCACAUAUCCUCAAAUGCGACCACACCCACAGCUACCACAGCUUCAUCAUCGUCGCCGCACAUCGAUUUAAGCAGUCCCUCACCGCCGACAUCGCAUACCUCAACAGCAUCGCUGGCAUUACAGCUGUCACCAUUGCAACAACAUCAGCGACAUUUGUUUCAGCAAGCGCUAGUGCCCCCAACCGCACAACCCUCUUACCAUCCGCUCAUGGAUGCGGCCAAUGCCAGCGCUGGUGCGGCGACAAGCAAAGAUUUCCACAUGAUUAUGAACACGGCUGUGGCAGCGGCAGCGGCGGCCGCUGCGGCAAGUAGUGCUGCCACUACUGCUGGUGGUAGUGGUACAGGCGGCGCUGUAAGCGGUUUACAUCAUCAUGGAAAUGGAGCGGCGGCUGCGUACGCAACGCUCGAUCAUGAUCCGGACACAUUUCGCAACAACUCCAUCGCCUGUCUGCGCGCCAAAGCGCAGGAACACCAAGCUCGUCUGCUCAAUAGUGGUCUCUUCUUGCAGGUGCGUUCCUUCGCCGGUUUUCAAGCCAACAGCAAUGCGUCGAGCGUCAGCCAUGCCGCUAGCAGUCGCGCUGCUAAUAACAACAAAAGCAAUAACAACAAUGAUUUCAUAAAAAUUGUAGAAGACGUGAGUGUAGGCCAAAGCUCACCUGUAAAUUUUGGUGGCAUUUGUAAUGCAGAUGGCAGCGGGCACAACAACAACAAUAUUGAAUUCUGCUUGCCGAUCGCAAGUGCUUUGCAACAGCAGCAGCAGCACCAGCAACAAUUGAAGUUGGAGCGCAUGUCUUGUGAUCUGUAGCACUAAAAUGCAAUUAGCAUGCAUCAAAACAUCAAGCCAAAAACAACAAAAAUAUUAACGAAUUUAUUUAUAAAUUAAACUUUACAAAUUAUAAUAAUUGAAACAAAAAAUUUUAAGCUAAUAUGUAUAUUUAAGGAAAAAUAUAUGUAUAAAUAAAUUUAGGGAUUAACAAUUUAAAACAAUGUAAAAAUUGUGGAAAUAUUUAUAAAAAUUAUUUUUAUCAUGGUUAAUUUCUUUCAUAAUAUGCAUAAACAAGCUCGUA